Molecule: messenger RNA, 970 nt
Organism: Hipposideros armiger (great roundleaf bat)
Lineage: Eukaryota; Metazoa; Chordata; Mammalia; Chiroptera; Hipposideridae
Gene: GPHA2
Product: glycoprotein hormone subunit alpha 2
Exons: 3
Coding region: 189-917 (242 amino acids)
Biological process (GO): cell surface receptor signaling pathway
Cellular component (GO): extracellular region
Molecular function (GO): hormone activity; thyrotropin-releasing hormone receptor binding
Source: RefSeq, a predicted model, not a curated record
GGCAGGCAGGGCAGCAUGCCUGAAAGCGGAUCUCCACGAGGGCGUGGCUCCAAAAUGCUGGCAUAUAAAAAUCCGGAGAGCCAGCACCAUCUGGAGACCAGCGCUCAGCAAGCCACUCAGCUCCUGGGCCUCGGAAGUGGUAAGCCCCCUGAGGCAGGAGGAGCCUUCAGAGGGCCUGGGGACUGCAGAUGGGGUCCUGCGGGCCGAGAUGGGGCAGAUGGAGGGAGGCAGAUGUUUGUGCUCCAGAUGGUAGGAGAAAUGCUAGGGGAAGGUCACCGCAGUGGGCUGACAUACAAGUCACAUGCAGAGACAGCUGCUCCACUCACACCCAUCCGGAGAGGCACUCACAGGCAGACACACACAGCCCCAAAGGCAGGUACAGGGAAAAGACAGCCCCGCUCACAGGCUGGCUCGCCUGUCAGUUAGGCCAGCCUAGCCCCGGCUCAUUCUGGAAGCAUGCGGUGUUUAAAGAACUCACCCUCCCACCUGCACACCAUCUAGAGACAUCUGUACCCACUGUGUUUCAGAUGCCCAUGGCGUCCCCCCAAGCCCUGCUCCUUGGCCUGCUGGUCCUGGCGGUCACUGAAGGCUGGGGUCGGCAGGCAGCCAUCCCAGGCUGCCACUUGCACCCCUUCAACGUGACCGUGAGAAGUGACCACCAAGGCACCUGCCAGGGCUCCCAUGUGGCACAGGCUUGUGUGGGCCACUGCGAAUCCAGCGCCUUCCCUUCCCGGUACUCGGUGCUGGUGGCCAGUGGCUAUCGACACAAUGUCACCUCUGUCUCUCAGUGCUGCACCAUCACCAGCCUGAGGAAGGUGAAGGUGCAGCUGCAGUGUGGGGGGGACCAGAGGGAGGAGCUGGAGAUCUUCACAGCCAGGGCCUGCCAGUGUGACAUGUGUCGCCUCUCCCGCUACUAGUCCAUCCUUUCCCCGCCCCCUUUCCCUUGGUCAGAGGGUUGGAGAAGAGGCAA